GUAAUUGAAUACUACAACCCAAAUAAGCCCUACUUUGCCAUCUUUAGAGCUAACCCAAACAUACAAAUGCCAGUGGCCUACCCUGCUUUUAGUGUGUCUUUUGUUUCUAUCUCCAUUAGAAUUCUCGCUUACAUCCUAUCAUCAUCAUCGUCAAGUAAGUAUCCGCCAACCCAAAUCAUAUUCCCCACCAUUUCUCCAUUAAUAUAUGUAUAUAAACAACCAGUGCCCACUUGAAAAUCCCCACCACUUGAGCCGUCCCACACUUAUUAUGAACGUAUUCAUGGAACCACAUCAUCACACUCGAACACACUCUCAUUGUUAUUUUAAUCAUUUCAGAAGAAGAAUCCAAUCUCAAGACUAUGUAGCACAGAUGGUCUAUCACAUUACAACUUGAAAUCUCUUCUACCCUUCAAAAUUUUCUCUUGGAAUUUGGAGUACCCACUGUCAAUCGGCAAGCUUCUAAACAUUCUACCCAUCUUUUUGGAUUCAACUGUAAGCCGUCAGGUAACUUUAUAAGCAAAAUGCUUUACCAUGAGAAUUGGAAAUAGGUGCACCUAAUAGUUCAUACUGCUUUGUUUUCUUUAAUGAAAGGAGGCUAUGUGGAUUACCUAUUUAAGUAGUUUUCAUCAGCAAAAGAGAUUCUUUCUUUCAGUGCUUGGAUCUGGUUGUCAAAACAGAUGGUGGCGUCAGCUGCUGGUUAGUGGCACUGGCUACUGGAAUAUUAUAGUGUCAUUUACUGGUUUUCUUGUAAAUUGUGCAUAGACAAAUGAACCUCUUUUUUCUAGGAUUCAAACCCGAUUUCCAAUGUUCUUCUCCUGAUUAACAGACAGAUGAAAGCAACAAAAAUAUUCUUUUCUUUAGGUAUUUCUGAGCUUUGAACAAGCUUGGUUCCAGUGGUGCUCUCACAGACUGAUGAAAGCAACACAAAUAUUCUUUUCUCUAGGUAAUUCUGAGCUUUGAACAUGCUUAGGUUCUUUUAACUUUUAAGAGUACUCGUUUCAAUACCUGCAGCUGGAGUGCACUUUAGAUUACUUAAGAACGCUGAAACCGUAUUACAGCAACUGGACUUCGAUGAUUAGAAUAGUCUCACUAGCUAUAGUUGAGUUUCUCAAUAGAAGGGCUACUUGAAGAGUCCCAUGGGAUGAUUAUAUUUUGGGGUUGUCUUUUAGACCAGAUGUACACCAUGCAUAGAAAUAUUGGAAUGAAGAAUCCAAAGUGUUCAAACAGAGAUUGUGAAUGUGCAAAAUCCUAGAAGUUAUUUCGUCUGCUAUCGACAAAUAAACUUCAAAAAAAUUGGUGAUAAUUUAUUCUAAGCUUAACGAGAACUUCUUUGAGGACUUCGACUUUUUAAAUGGUUGAAGAAUCGAGAUACUGCAAGUGCAGGUGUGGUUUUUUUCUUAAGGUUUUAGAUUCAGCAGCUGCCAGUGGUAUUGGUAAAAUUAGGACCUCGAAUGUCAAAUUAAGGUUUUGAAGCCCUGUUAAAAGAAGUAAUCCAGGGGGUGAAAUGAACUCUCCUUUAAAUCACAGAGUGAUGUUACCAUUACCUGAGAUACAAGUUGCAGAAGAUCGUGCUAGUAGUCUUGAAAGGUCUGAUAGCAUCCCACUGCAUGCAUUUCCCCUCCCUUUGCCUUUCGAUCAUAGGGAAAAGGCAUGUGGUGAAGAAGGUGGAGAUGAUGAAAUAGAGCCAACUCUUUAUAAGAAGGUGAUCUACAUCCCCGACACAUCUGAAGCAUCUAAUAAAGGAAAACAGCCUAUGAAUGAUUCCAAAGAGGUUCCACCUUCUUCCAAAACAUUUCCAGGUGAAAUCUCGGAAGAACAGAAGCAUGAACAUGUAGAAAACAUAAGAAACAGCAACAGAGGUAAAGCAUGUUAUAAAAGAUACUUAAAGCACGGUACUGAAAAAUGCCUGUCUUCCUAUAAAAGGGAAUGGACACACUGUUUUGAAUUGGGAGUAAUUGUUGCAUCACAUUACCUUCUUUGGGAAAAUAUUGUUUGGGGAAUCCUUAUGGGUGCAUGGUUGCAGCAGCAAACAAGAGGUAAGUUGGGCUCCGUGGAAGUUUUCUCAUCAAAUCUGUUAUGUGGGACUGCCUUUGUUCUCCUCGGAGGGCAGGCUCUUCUUGUUGUGGGGGUCAGUGCACCUGCCGUAAUCUUCAUUAUAUCGAUUUCGAGUGCAGCAAACAGGUUACUAAUUGAUUUUCUUCCCUGGAUGGGCUGGGUAGGCAUUUGGAGUUCAGCUGUACUGAUUAUAUUAGCAGUUUCAGGGGCUUGCAGGUGUAUGCCAACAACAAUCACAUCUUUCACAUGGGAAGCUAUUCAGAUUUUCACAAGCAUGUCCUUCAUAUGGAAUGCCAUGGAAGAGAUUGUCCACCUUUUCACUAAGAAUAUUAAAUUGGACACAUCCAUGUUGUCUCUAUGGCUGGCAACAUCUUCGUUUGUGGUGUCUACCUUUCUUAGUAGGACAGGAAGUUUGAAAUUUCUUAAUAAGAAACUGUGCAGAGCUGUAGGCAACUGUGCUCUUCCUAUAACCCUUUUGCUGUUCACAGGUGUUACAUAUUUGCCUAAACUAGAUCGUCUACAACUUCAAAGAGUUACAUUCCCCCCAACUGGAUUUCGAACAGAUGGAGUAACUGAGCUUGGGAGUUUAGUGAGACUAAAGAGUGUUCCCUUGUGGGGAAUUUUCUUGGCAGUUAUUCCCGGGUUACUGCUUGCUUCCAUGAUAUUUGUGGACCACAGUGCUGCUUCGAUUUUGCUGCAAAAUGAAAUCAGCUCGGAUUCAAGGAAGAGCAGAUCAAGAAGCUGGGAUAUAUGUAUCGUAGCCUUACUUGUUCUAGUGUGUGGGAUAUUUGGGCUUCCUUUUUGCUACGGUCUUUUCUUUCAGAGCCUAAAGCAUGCCCAAGUUCUCACACACGACAAAAGCAUUGAUUUGGAAAGCCAGGAGAGCCAAAGUGAGAUAAAAGUUCAGCGUAUUUCAGGGCUUAUUGCAUCCUUGUUAUCAGGCCUUGCACUUGUUCCAGGAUUAAGUUGGCUAACUGCGAAAAUUCCACUUGCAGUGGUUAUUGGCUUGUUUUUAGAGGUGGCCAUGGAAGCUUUAUCAAACUUGCAUUUCAUGAAGAACACAAGACUACUAUUGACAGACCCAUAUAUCUGCUCAGUCAAUGGAUCAACUCAUUCCACUUCAAUUCCUGCAAUAAGAAUCUACACUGCUAUCCAGUUCACUUGUGCCCUUAUAAUCUUUGCUGCAAGCAGAUCACCCGCUGCAAUCCUUUUCCCCUUAUUCAUUCUUCUCAUGAUAUGGAUGCGCCAUUGGCCACUUCACACCCUGUUCAUCAAAAAGGGCCUCAACAAGAUUGACAGAAAACUCUUCAACAACCAACCUACACCCAUUAAGAUCACUAAACUAAGGCUUAGAAAACACUCUUCUAUUGAAGUCAUGAAUUCACAUAACAAGGACAAAAGAAAAGCAAUCAUGCAGGAAGAUAUUCAGGCAUCUGAUCAGUCUCUACCUCAAUGGAAGGAUCUACCUGUUCUUCCCACCACAACCAAGCGGAGAUUGAGAGAACGAAAAAUUAGACGAAAUAAACGUCUGAGGAGAACAACCACAUCCUCUCUCAAUCGUCGUUCACUUGAAAAUCAUGAAGAAGAUCAUGUUCACAGAGUAGUUCUGCCUCUUCCUUGUAGAUAUCAGUUGAAGAGGCCAGAUAUAACAAAUUAUGAUGGUAUAGAAGGAGGAGGAGGAGGAUCAUCAUCAUCCUUCGUAUUUUCUGCAUCAAAACCAAAAUCACUAGUAAGGCAACUAUCUCCACAGUUGAUCCUCAACAAAAGGAAGAAGAAUUCAGCCAUCCAGAAUCCAGUAGAAAUGCAUUCAAACAUACUGUAUGAUCCUCAUCCCCUACCCAAUCCAAAUGAUGGUACAAGCCUUGGCCUCACAAUUGAUAAUGAUAAUGAGGUGGUGGUGGACGGACAAGGGAUCAGGCCUUAUAUUUCAAGGCCACCUUCUUCUUCUUCAUUUGCUUCACCAUCACCCUCACAAACACACAAUGAUAAUAGAAAUCAUAAUGCUCAUAUCAAUAAUGAUAUUGAUGGUGUUCAUGGGACAAGUACAUUUCCUAGGCUCACCAAAGAAGAUGUUUUUCCAGUUAAUAGGAGAAGUGCUCUUGUAGAAGGUAGAAUACAAUCCAAGAAGUACAGUAUUACAAAUGGUGUGGAGAGUAGUAAAAGGUCUAGGAUGAUCUUAAAUCAAGGGCGAUGGCCAUCUAAUAAGCCAAUGCCCACAUCAAACUAGAAGGCCCCAAAAAGGCAAAAGUGUUUUGGUUGGUUUUUCGUUUGGAUUAAAUUUGUAUAUUUUAGAGGCUCCAUUCUUCAAUGGAAUUGAAUUUUGUAAAUUAAUGGGAAAGAAAUAGAAUUUAUUUGUUGGUGUGCAUCUCUUA
This is a messenger RNA of Cryptomeria japonica (Japanese cedar), 4427 nucleotides long. RefSeq lists its product as uncharacterized. The transcript has 5 exons. Gene Ontology annotation, biological process: transmembrane transport; monoatomic anion transport; monoatomic ion homeostasis. Lineage: Eukaryota; Viridiplantae; Streptophyta; Pinopsida; Cupressales; Cupressaceae. Gene Ontology annotation, molecular function: solute:inorganic anion antiporter activity. The record is from RefSeq and is a predicted model, not a curated record. The coding region runs from base 1505 to 4282 and encodes 925 amino acids. Gene Ontology annotation, cellular component: plasma membrane.